CGGCAGUAGCACACAUGCUCGGCACACGGCCGGUCUAACGUUUCUCGGCACACGAUCGUCGUAGAACGUAGGCGCAACGGAUAACGUCGGUCGCGUGUGCGCAUUUUCACGCAUUGCACACACCCCCGGUCGCCGCGCGCACACUGCCACCCUCGUGGUCAUAGUCAACCACCACCGCGGUAUACGAGCGGUAAUAAUUAGAUUAUUAUAAUAUUAUUAUCUCAGUCGUCAGUCGUGUGCGAGACGACGUGUUUUCGACGGUUUCGCGCGCUGCCGAGUGUUUGUCGCGGGAAAAUCAUGCGAGCACGAUUCCUGACCUAACGGACACUGUACCAUAAUAUUAUCGUAGAUCUUUAUAAAUUGCAUCUUACGUACGUAUUACGACUAGCUAGGUGAUCAUGUCGGCCUCCAGCGGAAGAGACAAGACGGACGCCACCGGCAGCAGGUGCUCCGGCGGGGGACCAGAAGCAGGAAGUUGUGGCGUGCCAGAUAUGACGUCCAUAUCAGACAUAGACGAGGACGUUAUAAACAAAAAUUUGCAGAAAAGAUACUCGGAUAAUCACAUAUACACUUACACAGGAACGAUAUUGGUUGCAGUGAACCCGUACAAGGAGUUGGGAAUUUACUCAAAUGACUACGUGUUUCAAUAUCAUGGAUCAAAAAUUGGUGUGUUGGAACCACACGUGUUCGCCGUGGCCGAAGCAGCCUAUAACAGUUUGCAGACCGGAGACAUAGACCAAUCGUGCGUGAUAUCAGGCGAAAGUGGAGCAGGAAAGACGGAAACGACCAAAUUCAUUUUGCAAUAUUUGUGCUCGGUGACCAGCAACGUGAGCACGUGGGUCGAACAGCAGAUACUCGAAGCCAACACAAUUUUGGAGUCGUUUGGUAACGCGAAAACUGCAAGGAACGACAAUUCUAGCCGCUUUGGAAAGUUCAUGCAGGUGUGCUUCGAUGGAAAAUGGAUGAUUAAAGGAUGCAUUAUACAAGAUUACCUGCUUGAACAGUCGAGAAUUACGUUCCAAAGUGCCGGCGAACGGAACUAUCACGUGUUUUAUCAGCUCGCCGAAGGCGCUAGGCAUAAUAAGGACUUGGUGGAGCUGUACAAAUUGAAACCACCCGAGUUCUACAACUACCUGAACCAGUCGGGCUGCAUAAUCAUUGACGGCGUUUCGGACGUACACAAAUUCGAUGCGCUGCGUUUGGCGUUCAACGUGCUCCGCAUACCACUCAACAUGGUCGAUGGUAUUUUCUGCGUUUUAUCAGCCAUCUUGUGGCUGGGAAACACGGUUUUCCGGGACGUCGAUGGAGAAAAAUGUCAACUGACCGAAAACGACCACGAAAUACUAUCAGUCGUGUCUCACCUACUAGGACUUCAGAAAGAAGACGUGGUCCACGUGGCAUUGCUCAGACAGAUAAAUGUGCGCGGAAACAUCACUGAAAUACCUCUAAAAUUACCAGAAGCGAUCGAAAAUCGACAUGCAAUGGCUAAAGCGCUGUACUCGCGAACUUUCGCAUGGCUCGUGAACCACAUCAAUACCUGCACUAAUCCUGGACAAGAUACGUCCAGAUUCCUCGGCGUUCUUGACAUAUUCGGCUUCGAAAAUUUCACCAUCAAUUCGUUCGAACAACUGUGUAUAAAUUAUACUAAUGAGAAGCUGCAUAAAUUUUUCAAUCACUACGUUUUUGCAUUGGAACAAGAAAUCUAUCGUCAAGAAGAAAUCAAAUUUUCUCACAUUCAGUUCACUGAUAACACGACGUGCCUAGAACUGAUCGAGAAACCACCUCGUUGUAUUCUAAAGUUGCUGACCGAACAGUGUCAUAUGCCUAAGGGAUCGGACACUACAUACCUGAUGAAUUUGCACACGGAAUUCGAAGGUCAUCCAAAUUUCGUGAAAGGAGACGAUCGUCGGAAAUGGGAAUCGGAAUUCAGUAUCAUGCACUAUGCUGGAUCCGUAACGUACACUGCUAGUGGUUUUGUCGACAAGAAUCGUGAUGUUCAGCAAGAUGUGUUUUUUGAUUUCAUGACGCGUUCGACAAACGUCUUUGUGCGCGAACUUAUCAAAUAUCAGGAUUUACUUGGAUCUACCGUGUCACGAAUGGGCAGUGCCAACUCAACAUCCACUAGAGGAACCACCAAAGGUCGACCAACUGUUAGUGAUACAUUUAGGCAUCAAUUGCAAGCGUUGGUAGAUGUCUUACAAUCCACUAAUCCAUGGUACGUGAGAUGCAUUAAGCCGAACACGAUAAAAGCGCCAAAUCAUUACAACGAAAAGUUAGUAUUGGACCAGUUGAAGUACUUGGGAAUGUUGGAUAUAAUUAGAAUUCGCAAGGAGGGAUAUCCCAUACAUCUGUCGUUUCACGAGUUUCUUAGCCGUUAUCGUUGUUUGGUGAGAAAAAAACUACCCGAUGAAGAGCGUUCAGCCGUUAAAGCGUUCUUGACGCUGCAAAACAUUCCUUCGGAAGAGUGUCAGAUAGGUAAAUCGAAGGUAUUUCUUCGGAACAAAGCACACGAACCACUCGAAGAUCAACGGAAAGUAAUGCUCAACUUGAUGGCCACGAUAAUUCAACGAACAUGGAGAGGAUACUUCGUCAGGAAAGAUUACAUCAAAACACGUACCGCGGUGAUAAUUGUACAAACAGCGUUCAAAAGUUGGAAACAACGUUUAGUGUUUUUGAAGAAACGUAGAGCUGCGAUCGUUAUCCAGUCGCAUUUAAGAGGCGUUUUUGCACGAGAGGUUGCCGCGGCCUUGCGUGAGAUGAGAAGAGUAGAAGAAGAAAUGCGGAAACGAGAACGAGUAGAAGAAGAAAAACGCAAAGCCGAAGAGGUCAAAGAAAAGUAUCAAGAGAAUGAACAGUUAAAUGAAUUGCAAAUCGAGAAAGACGAGAAGAUAUCCGAAAUAGAAUUUGCAAAAUUGGCGGAACAAUUAAACUCAAGGCUUCAAGUAGAUCCUGCGCACGAGUCCGUGGACUUGGACAACUUAUUUGCGUUUUUAUCUGAUGUCCAGUCCGGGCGCACCAUAGACACUGUAGGAGACCGUAUGAAGGAAAUAUUGGAGAGCGUAAUCCAGCGAGAAAUAGAAAUCGUCGAAAUGGAACUUGAGAGCAGAGGGCUAGAGAAAUCGUCAUCAGCAAAUGCACUACAGAUGGUGUUACCGGAGCCAUCGCAUCCACCACCACCUCCGCCACCGUUUAACCAGCAGCCGACGAAAGCCAAUGAUGAACCGAUUUACGAGGCAGUUUUACCCAGGGAUGAAGAUAACGUGUCGCCGCCGCCCCUACCCACGCCACCACACAAACUGAUCAGAGCCAAAAGUCCAGUGGCGAUCGAUAACGCAAACAGAUCUAUUAGUCCAGCCGCUACCGCUGCAGCUGCCCUGUCAUCACCCCGGCAGAGCAGGCCUAGCUCCAGGACUUCCGGAACGGGGGGCGCAAAUUGGAAACACAAUAAUGGAUUUGUUGAAGACACAGAACGCGAUCAGAGGAGGAAAUUCAGAGUGGAAAAGAAACUACAAGAAAUGGAAAACAUUCAAGAGAAAUUGAAUGUUGAACCGCUGCACGACAACUAUCACGAUAUCCUUGAAUUCGCUGAAAAUUAUUUCAAUGCUCAUGAGCGUUCACCGGAAGGAACGAUAAUAGCCACGCUGAAGAGGAAAAGCAAGUCAAUGGAAAAGAUACCCAUGUACGAAAUGGUUUCGUUCCACCGUGGGUCAACUAUUCCGACAUCACACAUACACAUGUACGAUCCGGAUAAUAUAACGAUAGCCAUAUCAAUAUUUAGGGACCUCUGUAAAUAUACCAGAGGUGAUAUAAAACAAGAUACCGAAGUACAAAUCAUCCAGUCGAUAAUUGGCGCAGGGAUUAACCGCGAAGAAUUGCGAGACGAAAUUUUUGUACAGUGCAUGCGACAAGCAACGAACAAUCCUAACACUGAGUCUACUGAGAGAGUGUGGCUGCUCAUUUGUCUCGCGAUCGUUGCGUUUCAGCCCAGCAAGCUACUCUACAAAUACUUCGUGAGCUUUUUGCGGAAGAAUUUGCAGUGUGAAGGAAAACUCAAACAAUACGUCCAAUGGUGUCUCGAUAAUUGUAAAAACACGAAAGUGUCGUGUCGACAGUACCCACCGUCAACAGUUGAAAUCGCGGCUAUGCGGAGACUCGGUACGAUCGUCUGCAGAUUUUUCUUCUUGGACGGCCGAACCAAAGCGAUUGACAUCCAUCCAACGGACACGGCCAGUGAUGCAGUUUACAAGCUAGCGGACAAAUUGUGUUUGAGGUCGAUUGACGGUUGGUCGAUAUACCAGAGUCGGUCAGAUGGCGAAGAACAUGUCCGUGCUCAUUAUUACCUGUACGACAUCAUCGCCGCUUGGCAAUCAAAACAACAAAUCAAACAGACUACUCAAUCGAGUAGUAGCUUUCCCUCUCUUAGCCGGCGGUCCAGCAACACGACUUUGACCAGUGGCGAAAACCGUUUUAUAUUCAAACGUCGACUGUUCCGGCAUUCCAGAGAAAUUUCACAGGACCCGAUCGAAGUGAACCUGUUGUACGCACAGGCCGUCUACUGUGUAGUAAAGUGUGACGAUUUUCCGGUCAGUGAAAAAGUUGCUCUCCAGUUGGCUGGACUUCAGUGUCAAGUGUCACUCGGCGAUCCCAAAGAGUCAACUUUGGAGUAUUACGCAGAUGUCGAAAACUACAUACCAUUUAGGAUAAGCAGAAUAAGGAGUUCUGAUACUUGGGUCCCGAUACUGGCGCAAGCUCAUCAACAAUAUGGCGCUGGUAGAUCGGAGCUAAUGGCAAAGGUCUUGUACUUGUCGUGUGUAAUGCAAUAUCCAUUGUAUGGCACCACGAUGUUCCACGUCACCUACAGAGGUUACUGGUCGUACGGAAACACUCUAAUACUCGGUGUUAACUGCGAAGGACUUAUGUUGAUUAAGCCGGAAGACAAAUUCGUUAUGUACGAGUUCAGGUAUACCGACGUCGAAUCAAUAUUUUUGGACCCCAGUGAUUGUUUCCUGACCAUUAAUUUAAUGAGACAUCAAAACGACAACGCCUCCGCGCAUAAGUGUUUCGUCUUCGAAACACAACAGAAAUCCGAAAUCGGUUCGCUCAUUGUGAGUUAUUGUCCAGGGCUGGCCGGUUGGAUAAUCGAAAACGAAGCACCGGUUAAAGCAAUUACGAACGACGAUCGCAUUCGACUGUAUCACAACGUGAUCAACUGCCGGCGAAAUUUAAUCGAUUCAGACAUGUUGAAUAAGCCUCAGGACACCUCUGGUAGUUUCUUAAAGAACACUUUGCGCAGAUUGAGCAAACACAAAUUGGAAAAAUUAUGGGCUGAACACAUAGGAUCAUUGUCCGAACACGGAGAAACAUACAAGGGAUUCUCUGGCUCUUAUUGGUCAUUCAGUAGACAGACAAUUUCCCAAAGUCUCAGCCGGUUAUCUGAACAAGACGAACAAAUAGCUUUGCAAAUGUUUCAGAUCAUAUUAAAAUAUGCUGGAUUAGGUCAAAAUGGAGAAGUCGUCCGACGAGCUGAAGACGAACACGUCACCCUAAUACAAAACGUCAUGGAGAGAUCAAUGCGCAAGGAAUCGUUGCUCUGCGAAUUGUACCUGCAACUGAUUAAGCAGACCACCGAACAUCCAGAUCCAAACUCUAGAGUCAACCUCAGGCAUUGGGCUCUGUUGUCACUUACGUGCUCAGUCAUCUUGCCACCGCAACGUAACAUUCGAAAAUAUUUGAUUGCACACCUACGGAAGUGCGCCGGCGAUUGUGUGACCGAGGAAGGAAAGUACGCCAGGUUCGCGGAAAAGUGCGUAUCGAAAACCCAAGGAACGAGGAGACGACAGUGGCCGCCGUCUAGAGAAGAAAUAUUGUGCACGAUAAACAGGAGGUUAAUUUACGCCCGAUUUCAUUUCAUGGACGGACAAUACCAUGCCAUUGAGUUUCACCCAUCUUCAACGGCUAAAGACGUAGUGGAAAUCGUUAAGAAUAAAAUUGGACUUAGAAAAACAGCGAUGGGAUAUGCGAUCUACGAGGUGUUGGGCAAUUCCGAGAGGAGUUUAGUGGCUGAAGAAAAACUAGCCGACGUCAUGUCGAAGUGGGAAAGAUACAGAAACGCCAACACUGGAACUGCAAACACGUCCAAGCCCAUCCGAAAGCACAGCCACAUAUUCCUAUUCAAAAAACACCUAUUCCUCGACCAGUACAUGGACCUAGAUGAUCCGGUCGAAAAAGAACUGUUGUAUCAUCAGGUGCUACAUGGCCUCCGGUGUGAUCGAUUCCCGGUGACCGAUAACGAAGCGGUUAUGUUAACCUCUUUACAAGCUCAAGUAGAAUUAGGAGACUGCGAAGACACCGUACUGGAAUACCGACAAGUUUCGUGUCACUGCCUCCCGUCGAGACUAGUCACCAAUAUACCAAACGAGGAUGUUGCGAUGCACCACCAGAGUUUGAGAGGAAUGACUUCAGCUGAGGCCAAGAAAGCAUUCUUAAACUUAAUCAAAAGCUGGCCACUGCACAGAGCUACUAUUUUUGACGUUAUGCAAUCUUUCACCUCAAAUUGGCCACGUGUCUUGUGGUUGGCUGUGGAUCAAGCCGGGUUGCAUCUACUGGAACACCGGUCUCGAAAUGCGUUGUGCUCGUACGAAUACGAUAGUAUCUUGAGUUACAGUCCAGCCGUUAACUGUCUGAUGAUCAUCACGGGCAGUGACAAAAAACAGAGCAAAAUAAUAUUGACUACUUCACAGGCGUUCCAAGUGGCGAACCUGAUCCGUGAGUAUACGGAAGUGCUUCAGUCGCCGCAGGCGUUCAAAAAACGCGAAGGUGGUGGCGGUGGCGGCCGCAAAAACGGUCUGAACGGUUCGAGUUCGAGACCGGUGAGCAUACUGCACAAACCGGCGCCGGCGAUUGAACUUCAGACAUGAUCCGAAGACCGACGGACGUCCGAUUGUCGGCAGCAGAAAAACGGCGAUUGAUCGGACAAAACCGCAUAAGAAUACGUGUAGAUUGUCAUUGUCAUAACAUCAACAACAGUGUCCAUUAUUUCGUUUCCACGAAGCUUAUGUUCGAGUUCGUCGUCGACCACUCUGCGUUGUUAGGAAUAUAAUGUAACAAUUUUAUUAUAAUAAGUAUAUCGAGUGUUUUGUGAACUGUAACUGCGCAGUUGUAUAAGAUAUAUUUUUUUUUUAUGAUGGAAAUUCAAUGCUAAAAAAGCGAUUCGCAUGGUGUAAAUUUAAUUUUAUGUAGACAAACCCUGUUGUAAUAAUAAUAUAUUAUAUUAMAACGGAAUUUAUUGUAAUAGUUGGUUAGGUAUAUUUUUCUAAUACCUAUAGUGUACCUAUUAUUCAACCAAACUAAGGUUAAAUUAGAACAACAGACUUUGUCGAACGACUUAGCUGACCAUUAUUAACCACUUAUACACAAAUAAUGUACUGACUACAAUAACUUAACUCCAUAGAUCGUAUGAUUGUUAAAAACAAUUUACUACCUAGUACUAGCUAAGUAUACCUAUAAACUAGUAAAUUUCCCAGUUGUUAUAAUGACAGUUAAUUCUUAUAGUAAAAUAUAACCAUUGAUAAUAUUCUUAUAAUAAUAUAUAGUCACGAUUUUAUAAAUUUUGUUUUUCUAUUUAAAUCAAUUUACAUAAUUAUUCUAUAUUAUCUAGUUUGUCGUUAUUACAAUCUAAGUUAAAUAAUAUCUAUAAAUAAAAUUUAUCAUAAAAUUAUUUUAAUUGAUGUAUAAGUUUUAUUUAGGUAAUUUUAUAGAAUCAUAGCUAAAAUUUACUCAAUUAAAUUGUAUAUUAUAAUGUGUGUAUUGACUAAUGCUAUAAUUCGAAGCGUGGAAUGUAGCAACAACGAACGUUAACGACAUUUUAAUUUUCUCUUCGAACACCACCCAAGAAUACGCAUUCAAAUGUCGACAUAAUACGGACCAAAUAUUAUACAUAAUAACUUAGUCGAAUUCUAUGAGAUAAAUAUUACUCUAAGUUCUCACGCGAGUCGACCACUCAUUUCUUGGACACUCGUCUAUAAAAUCAGAUUUACUGACGCUUGGCGUAUAGGUAGUUAUAUAUUUUUUAAUAUUUCAUACCUAUACAGGUGGG
This is a messenger RNA of Diuraphis noxia (Russian wheat aphid), 8095 nucleotides long. RefSeq names its product unconventional myosin 81F (gene Myo81F). Gene Ontology annotation, cellular component: cytoskeleton; myosin complex. The record is from RefSeq and is a predicted model, not a curated record. Lineage: Eukaryota; Metazoa; Arthropoda; Insecta; Hemiptera; Aphididae. Gene Ontology annotation, molecular function: ATP binding; protein binding; cytoskeletal motor activity.